This is a messenger RNA of Wickerhamiella sorbophila, 828 nucleotides long. Its product is annotated as Elongator complex protein 5. Lineage: Eukaryota; Fungi; Ascomycota; Dipodascomycetes; Dipodascales; Trichomonascaceae. Gene Ontology annotation, molecular function: tRNA binding. Bases 1 to 828 code for a protein of 275 amino acids. Gene Ontology annotation, biological process: tRNA wobble uridine modification. The record is from RefSeq and is a predicted model, not a curated record. The transcript has a single exon. Gene Ontology annotation, cellular component: elongator holoenzyme complex; cytosol; nucleus.
AUGCAACCCACUAAAGAACAAAAGGCUACGAUUCUGCAAAGGAUUCUAAAGCUUAGCGAUUUCUCGCCGUUUGUUUUAAUUCUAGACUCGCUGUCUCAGUCUGCUUCGACUCUGAUACCGGAGUUUCACCAUCACAUGCCUGCUAAUGUGAAAAUAGUUCAGGUUUUCUUGGAUCACCAUCCAGAACAGCCCUCCAUUUCCCCUGAUCAGCUUGUGAAUUUCGUCAAGAGCCAGGUAUCAGGCCGUUCGCUUGUAUUUAUUGAUAACUUAGGACUCUUGAAGGAUGUAGGGUCCAUUCUGCACCAGAUCAUGAGCCCUGACACGACCGUCGUUGGCGUAUUCCACAGUGAUACAAUGUCUCCUCCGAGUUAUUCCCCGCAAGGCAUCCAACUUCUUAAUUAUAUGGCCACUAGCAUUAUUGAAUUGGUCCCACAGGAAAGCGUGGAGCAGGACUUGGCCGAGGAUCCCUGCUUUGGGCCGUACACCUUCAGGGGGUUCAACAGCCCAGAAUUCACAGCAAACGUCACCCACAGGCGCAAAUCAGGCAGAGCGAUCACGGCGAAAUUCAGGGUAAACACAAAAAGCCACACCUACGAGUAUGUUGCCAAGCAGGUCCUAGAAAACGACGACGAAAAGCUGCUGGCAAAUUUGACCACGUUCAACCUCAGAACCACCGACAAACAAAAACAAGAGCGCGCAAAGGUCGAUCUUCCGUUCUUGCAUGCCCAAGAAGUAGGCGACGGAGGUGCUCAGGGCGGAGCAAUCGUGUAUCAUUUUGAGAAAGAAGACGAUUACGACGAAGAAGAUCCUUAUGAAGAUCCAUUUUAA